Fusarium falciforme is the source of this 4158-nucleotide messenger RNA. RefSeq lists its product as hypothetical. Gene Ontology annotation, molecular function: protein binding; structural constituent of nuclear pore. The transcript is spliced from 4 exons. Gene Ontology annotation, biological process: protein import into nucleus; transcription-dependent tethering of RNA polymerase II gene DNA at nuclear periphery; poly(A)+ mRNA export from nucleus. Lineage: Eukaryota; Fungi; Ascomycota; Sordariomycetes; Hypocreales; Nectriaceae. The coding region runs from base 1 to 4158 and encodes 1385 amino acids. The record is from RefSeq and is a predicted model, not a curated record. Gene Ontology annotation, cellular component: nuclear pore outer ring.
AUGUUUUCCCCGUCUGUCGCCGAAGGUGGCCCGGCGACGGCGACUCGUUCACGCCGCCGCCAGCGCCCCUUGAGCUCUGAGAAUCUCGCACAGCAGCCAAAGGCGAAGCGACCGCGGAUUCCGCUGACGGAGCAGACUUUUGUCAAUCCUGACGUCCCGCAGCAGCAGCAGGAGAUGAUCGAGGUCAAGACCGACAAGGUCGCGACUCUGCCUACGAAAAACAACAACAUCGAACCCGCUGAGAGCCUCAGCCCCGUCCUGCGCAAGGAAUUGAAUGUCCGUGCCAAAAAGGCCAAGCAUGGCGACCGUGCUGCCAACAAAGGCGAUGGCAGUCUUGUUUUGACAAGUACAAAUGCAUAUAUAGUCAGCAAGCUUCCAGCUCUUCCUGAUAAAACGCGCGGUGACUGGUCAGGAAACCAAACCGCCGACAUCUUUUCCUCUGGAUAUGCCCUUAGCCUUUACCCUGCCCAUGCCCUCGUUUGGCCCUACACCUCGACGUCGCAAUCCCCCGAAACCUUUACAUUUCAACUACCUUCAGCAUCUAGACCGAACGAUCCCCUUCCUGUAGGAUGCCUGGUGUCACCCUCCGCCGCGUCGACGGAACCCGGCCUGGUCGUGGUCAUGGCCGGGAGCGGCAAGGUCGUCUAUUGGGAGUCCAUCUCGAGCGCAGCUACCUUUGCCUUUAUCAAGAAGGAUCGUUCUGGUGUCGAGUACACAAUUUCGGGAAUGCAAUCCGGAGAAACGGUCGUCGCCAUUACCAACGCCGAAUCCGCCGGCUUCAUCCUUACCUUUAAUUCUGGACGCCUCGCGUACAUGAACGUGCGCGACAGCUAUGGACGACCAUCCAUCUCGGUCCAGUUCUUGCGCAGCAGCCUCUCGCCCACGUCGAGUGGAAUUUUUGGCAGCAUCCGACAUGCCUUUUCGCACCUGUCACUUAAGGGAGACAUUGCGGCAGUCCGCGCCGACCGAUCUGCGCGCAUGGGCGAGAGGAAUAUUGUGGCGCUGACCGGAAAGGGACGUCUUCACGCCUGGAGAGUCCACCGAGGAGGACACAACGAAAUCAUCGGGGAGGCAGAUGUACGCGAGAGCAUUAUCGAUGCGCUCCACGAAACCGACCCCGCCUCUCGAGAGUUCCCUGAAGAGUCUUUCGAGGCGAUUGACUGCACCUACAUCCCGAAGGGUCUGGAGGCCAAGUAUCAUGACUUGAGCCGAUUGAGCGAGGCCAUGGCAACUGACGACACUUCGGUGCAACAUCUUCUGAUCCUCGUCAGCCUAACCCAACGAAGCACGGCCCGCUAUGCCCUGGUUGAAGCUAUUCUGACCCCUAGAGAUUGCCAAAUCGGCAUGGUCCGUCCUAUCACCUCCUACACUUCACCGAUAUCAUUCUCCGACAUCACACCUGCGACACGACCCCGUCUAUAUCUCCCUCGCCCGGCGCUGGUCGCCUUCGUUGUCUUUGACCGCGCAACCGUCAUUGCAUCCAUCGCUAUCCCACCACAAUCCCCCGACUCCCAGCUUCAAUCCGACAGCCACGUGCUCCCUGCAUCCUUCGAAGACGUUGUCGACUUCCGCGAAGACGAUGUACACGAAAUCAUUGGCUCUGGAUUCGAGGAGAUGGCUGCGGUGUCGAGCCACGACGACAACCGACUACAUCGUCCCAAGACCAAGAACCCGGCUGUGGUUCUGAUGGUUCGGGGCGCUGGUGUGGUUCGAAUUGUGACGACUGAUGUGGACAAGUUUGCUAGUGACCAGCCACCAAAGGUGUCAGCAAAGAGCAAGCUUGAGCAGGCAGUCUUCUUCGGCGUGAAGCAAGACAACCCUCUGAUCUUCGACGGCCGACAGGAAAUCAAGUUCUCCAACGAGGAGGUUGCCCAAGCUGCUCUUGAGAUCAGCCACGAGAUCCUGAGCUCAAGCACACCAUUUAUCUCAACCCUACCGGCUUCCCUGGAGGACAACCUACGCGCCAGAUCGAAUGCGCUCGAGAGGCUGAUGUCUCAGCUCAGAAUCUUUGGGGCAGACCUUGACCGUAAGACGCGAUGGAAUCUGCUCUACAAUGCUGAGAAGAUGCAUGUGGCUAUUCUGCUCUGGAAGCGUCACGAAGCUUUCACUGCAGCUCGUCCUCCACAAGACAAGAAGAGUCUCAUCGGCUCGAUAGUCGAGUUUAUUCACCAGGACCAGAAGCACAACCCCGUUGCUAAGAUUGGCGAGGUUGACCGAGUCCGCCACUGGUUCAUCAACGAUGUCUUCCGUCUCGAACUCUUUGUUGCUUGGGCAUACGAGGUGAUCAAGACCCUGUACAAGGACCACCUGCUCGACGAUGCCAAGGUCAAUGUCAUGAUUUACGAAGCUAUCCAGGUCAACACCUGCACGCACGUCGCGGCUCUCGAUUUCCGAAAGAACAACCUCAGUUUCUACGGACUAGGAUUCGAAGAACUCCGCAUGGGUAUUCUACGCGACGGUUACGAGGAUCUUCCUGAGCCUUGGACUGGCUGCCACUAUGUCGCAAACAACCUCAAGCGCCUCGUUGAUCUCUCGGACCAAUGGGUUAUGAAGCACCUGGGCGCAGACGAGUCUGCCAAGGGAUCAAACCAGCCAGACCCCAAGAUCAUCGCCAAGAUCUUUGAGGAACUCCCUACCGUCACCGAUGGAAUGCUCACCUCUGUGCUGGAAUAUGCCCGUUGGGCUUCGACAACUCCCGACCAGAAGACCAUGUCCCAGCACUUCGUCAAGGUCUAUCAGACAGACCGAUUCGAAAAGCCCCUUGCCUUGGCGCGAUCAGGAAAGUGGGAAGAGGGUGCGACUAUCGCAGAGAAGCACGAAUGCCUUCGCGCACUGUCGGUCAUUCUGCUGGAUCACAUUCAAGAACUCGAAGCUCGACUCGCUGAGCCUGGAAUUUCUUUGUUGGAAGCGCAAAACCUUAAGCGGCUUAGGGAGAGCAAGAAGGCCAAGCUGGAAAGCAGCUUUUCCAACUAUGGCCAGGCAUUUGCCUUCCCAGCGUACGAAUUCCUUCUUCAGAAGCACGGUGUUGAGUCUGUUCUGGAGUUCGAUCUGGAUAAACUGGGCUUCAAGACACAGUUCCUCCGCAGCAAGCCAGAGCUGGCACGAAUCUCAUGGAUCAAUGACGUGACCCAGGAGCACGAUGUUGGUCACGGCGCCGAUACUCUUGUGGACCUGGCUCUCACCAAGGAGCAACAGGUGUGGAACAAGAAGAUCGAGUUGAGUCUUGGAAAGCUGGCUCUUCUGGCCGAGAUGGAACAGAAGGAGCUCAGCAACAACACCUUCAAGGUCAACUCUGACGAGGCGCGUGUUGACGAGAAGCUCAAGAAGGUUGACAAGGAGUUGAUCGCUAUCAAGAUUCAGGAUCAACUCUAUAACCAGAUUCUUCCCAGCACGUAUGAUGCCGUGGAUGAUGCUGCUGCCCUCAACUUUGCGAUGGAGGUUCAUAGCAUGAACAUUCCCCGCCGUCAGAAGGCACAGCAUCAGAUCUUUGAGGACGGCAUCAAGCGCCUCCUCAAGCACGAGGCUCUGGAUGCCAUGACCCUCAUCGACUUGCUCACCCUGGUCUCACUCAGGCCCGAGUCGCGAGAGGAGACUGCUCAUCCGUUCUGGCUGGCCCUCAAGGUGGCUGAGAGCAGCUGCCACCGUGACGAGGUCAAGGAGGCCAAGAGGCUCAUCUGGAGGCGGUUGUUUAUCCGUGACGACUGGGCCAAGAUCAAUGAUACCCAGCUAAAGGAUGACCGCGAGGUGGUGGAGAGGCUAGCAGAUACCGAGCUGUAUGCCAUGUUCGUGGACUGCAUCAAUUUCCAGGAUGCACGAGAGCCCUUCCGGUCUCUGUCGCCCCAGGAGGCCCUGGGUUCCUUUACUGAGAACCUGGACCGCCGGUUCCGUGACUUUGAUACUUCGUUCCGGGCGAAGCUGAUUGAUGCUAUGAAGUAUGAGGAUAAGCUCCUUCAUCAGUACAUCGAGAAGAACAGGCUUAACGAAUGGGCUCGCACCACCCUUGAGGCUGCCCGGGCCGAAGUCGACAGUAACAUGGACGACGCAACCAAGAGUGCAGCCGCUCCUCUGGUUCUCGAGGGUGACUCCAAGGCUGGCUCUCUCUUUGAGAACGCUGGCAAGCCCAACGGACUGGCCGGAGGAACCUCCAUCUUUGCCUAG